Arachis duranensis is the source of this 1733-nucleotide messenger RNA. Its product is annotated as endoglucanase 8. The record is from RefSeq and is a predicted model, not a curated record. Gene Ontology annotation, biological process: carbohydrate metabolic process. Gene Ontology annotation, molecular function: hydrolase activity, hydrolyzing O-glycosyl compounds. Bases 250 to 1464 code for a protein of 404 amino acids. Lineage: Eukaryota; Viridiplantae; Streptophyta; Magnoliopsida; Fabales; Fabaceae. The transcript has 7 exons.
UCACUUCACUCACACACUCCCUCACUUGGCAGUUGGCAUUCCUCACAAACUAACACCACCGCACAGGGGCAGAGUGGGCAAAACACCAAAAAGAAACUCUUCUUCGAAGGCCAACGCUCCGGCAGACUCCCACCCGACCAGCGCCUCCGAUGGCGCCACGACUCCGCAUUACACGACGGCGCCACCGCCGGAUUGGACUUGACUGGAGGGUACUACGACGCCGGGGACAACAUCAAGUUCGGGUUUCCAAUGGCGUUCACUACAACAAUGCUGGCGUGGAGCGUGAUAGACUUCGGGAGGAGCAUGGGGCCUGAGCUCGGGAACGCAUUGAAGGCGGUGAGGUGGGGAACGGACUACCUGCUGAAGGCAACGUCGAAGGUAGGGACCGGUGUGGUGUUCGUGCAGGUGGGAGACCCUCUCUCGGACCAUAACUGUUGGGAGAGGCCAGAGGACAUGGACACUCUCCGUACCGUUUACAAGGUGGAUGGGUCCCACCCUGGCUCUGACGUGGCAGGAGAAACGGCCGCUGCACUUGCCGCUGCCUCCAUCGUCUUUAGAUCACGUGAUCCCGCUUACUCUAGACUUCUCCUCAAUCGAGCCGUUACGGUGUUCCGGUUCGCUGACAGGCAUCGUGGUGCAUACAGUAACAGCCUAAAGAAAGCAGUCUGCCCAUUUUACUGUGACGUCAAUGGGUACCAGGACGAGCUGUUGUGGGCAGCAGCGUGGUUGCAUAAGGCGUCGCGUAGGCGUCAGUACAGGGAAUACAUUGUGAGGAACGAGGUGGUAUUGAGAGCUGGGGACACCAUUAAUGAGUUUGGUUGGGAUAACAAGCAUGCCGGGAUUAAUGUUCUCAUUUCCAAGGAGGUGUUGAUGGGAAGAGCAAACUAUUUUGCGUCGUUCAAGCAAAAUGCAGAUGGAUUUAUUUGUUCGAUAUUGCCCGGAAUUUCCCACCCUCAAGUUCAGUAUUCCCCAGGUGGUCUUAUUUUCAAGGCUGGAGGAAGCAACAUGCAGCAUGUAACGUCCCUCUCUUUUCUGCUCCUAGCCUAUUCUAACUACCUAAGCCACGCCAAUAAGAUUGUGCCAUGUGGCGAGACCACUGCCACGCCAGCUUUGCUCAAACACCUUGCUAAACGCCAGGUGGACUACAUUCUUGGGGAUAACCCAAUGGGAAUGUCGUACAUGGUUGGAUACGGUGCUCGCUACCCACAGAGGAUACAUCACCGGGCCAGCUCGCUCCCAUCGGUGGCGGUCCACCCAGCCCACAUUGGAUGCAAAGCUGGAUCUCGAUAUUUCCUUAGCCCAAAUCCCAACCCGAAUGUGUUGGUCGGAGCCGUGGUUGGUGGGCCUAACAACAACACAGAUGCUUUCCCGGACUCCAGGCCUUUCUAUCAGGAGACCGAGCCAACUACAUAUAUCAAUGCCCCUCUAGUGGGCCUGCUCGCUUUCUUUUCAGCCCACUCUUGAAUCUGUAAAAUGUAUUAUAUUUUAGUUUAUUGUUGCUAGGUGGUGCGCUUAUGGUCACCCUGCUUUGCUUCCUAAGGGUAAAAAAAGAAAAGAAAAAUCAAAAUGAAACGAAAUGGAGAAGAAUGCUUGUGUUAGUAAUAGUAUAUCCUGAUUGUGGUUGUUUCCUAUCCAUUAAGUGAAGUGAUAGUGCAAUCCGUAACUAGUCUAGAAGCUUUUAUGUAACCGGGACAAAGUCUAGAAAUUUGAAACUCUGCUCUUUUAAGGUUAAA